GUGGGUCAUCCCCUCUGGCAGCAACGGUGGACUACAAUUCCCUAAUUCUUCACCUACAAUGUUCCUGUGGGCAGGAAGUAAAGCAACAGAUGGACAACAUGACCGCAGAUCCAUUUACCAGAAGAUUCGUGAAUAUGAGGUCCUGGACAAGAGAAAGACAGUAACAGCUCUGAGGGCAGGAGAGGACAGAGCCAUACUGCUGGGUCUUAGCAUGGUCUUUAUCUCUGUCAUGAUGUACUUUGUCCUGGGAAUCACCAUACUGCGCUCUUACUCUGACAGUGUAUGGACGGAUGAGGCUAGCUGCACUAUCGUGAACUCCACCAUCGUGUGGGAUGUAAACUGUUCAUACAGCUGUGGAGCAGAGUGCUGGAAGAGUUCCCGUUACCCCUGUCUCCAGGUCUACGUCAGCCUCAACUCCUCAGGAAAGGUGGUACGACUGUUGCACAACGAGGACACCCAGGACAGCAAUCCUGAGUGCUUCUACACCCCAAAGUGUCGAAAGGACUAUGCAGCCACACAUGCAAUAGUUCAGAACAUUUCUGAGCGUCUCAAGUUUCAGCACAUUGUCCAGUGUUUCGUGGACCCAAGAGACAGAGCGGACAAUGCAAUCCUGACACAGAUCUACGGCCAGGUCGCAGUCUUCCACUCCCUGUUCUGGCCAACCUUCACCUUGCUUGGGGGAACCAUCAUCAUUGCCAUGGUGAAGCUGACCCAGUACCUGUCCAUUAUGAGUGAGCGACUGAGCCGCAUUAACAGGUGAAAGGGAAGGUUCAGUUGAAGGGAAGUUCCACUUAAUUGGACACAGGGACAACUGAAGCAUCUUCACUGGGCCAAGAGUGAAAGACAAUGAGGGGGGACAGUUGUUGGUUGUCUCUCUGUGAUAGCUGUAAUGAUGGGAUUCAUGAAGACAUGUCUCAGCAAUUAUCUGAAAGCAGUCAGACAGACAAGCAUAUAUUUUUGAGACCGGGUCAAUAUGCAGGUUUGAAGAUAAACCCAUGUUGGUUUGGAGCCCGACAACAGUUCGGCCUGCUGGUGGUUGACGCCCAGUAACAAUCUUUGACUAUCAAUUUCCUUUUUUUUUUUUGGCCAGUCAGUAGGAUUUGUACAAAUGUGACAGGAUUUUUUUAAGUACCUAUUCUGCGUUCUAUAACUUUACAAAGCUAGUUGUUUUUUUAGGAAAAAACGCUUAUCCGCUUUGUUCCCAAGAGUUAGAUGAGAAGAUCGAUACCACUCUAGCUUCUGUCCAUUAAAUAUGUAGCUAUAGCCAGCAGCCGAUUAGCUUAGCUUAGCACAAAAACUAGAAGGAUGGAGGGAAACAGCUAGCCUGGCUCUUUCCAAAGGUAACACAACCUGCCUAUACCAGCAACUCUAAAGCUCACUAAUUAAGACUAUAUAUCUUGCUUGUGCUAAACUACCUUAGCAGGAUGCUAGCUGUAGCUUCACAUUUAGCAUACAAUCAUUGCAUGGUAUCAAUCUUCUUCAGACUCUCUGCAAGAAAGUGAAUGUGUGUUUUCCAAAAUGUCGAACUAUUAGUUUAGAGAUCUUUUUUAAACUGUAGCCUGGUACCAAAAAGUGCAUUUUGGGCUAACUGAGUCCCUAGUGUAACAAGGGCUGCUAAGGCUUUACUGUAGCCUACCUGUGCCUUAGGACUAUAGAAUUGGCUGUUUGUGUCCUACUGCAUGUAGAGACGGUUUACCAACCACUGCUCUGAUAUUAGAAAGUCUUUAUGCUGACUCAUUCAAUGAGGCUGAAGUGGUUGGUGGCAUCCUUCCAGAAGCAGUGUUAUGCAUACGGUGCAUCAUGAGGAGCAAUUAAGGAAAGCGCCUCCAAAAGGGAAAACCAAUAAAACUGAUCUUAAUCGGGCUGGGCAGUGCUUACUCACAGCUCCACACAUCACACCCAUGCUGUCUGUGAUUGAUUUCAAAUUUUCUAUCCAAACAUGUUUUGUUACAUGAAUGAUUGUACUAUCAAAUAAACACAAUGUGCCUGUUGCAUCUUGAUAAUGAUGUUUGAGCCUUAUUAUACUUAUUUUGAUGGUGUCUCAGUUUGAUAUCAUACCAUUUGGAUUAUGUAAACUUUUGAUGAUGAUUUGACAAGCCCAGUGAUUGGCUGGAUGGUCUGCAUCAUCAUAGAUCGAGGAUGCAAGGUUCCUAUCAAGUACAUAGCAUUUGUAAACCAGUGGUUCCAAACCUUUUUCCUAACGGGACCCCUUUUCUUUCAUUGAGUAAACUGAUUACCGCUGACUAAGUGAUUUUAUAGAUAGAUAUUUCAUAUAAUAUUUAAUGCAUACAGAACAACUGAUAAACUGUACAAUGAGCCCAAACAGUGAACACAAUAACUGCAGAUGGUUUGUGUAAAAUUAGUGAUUUGAUUAUUCUAUUAGCUUUUUGUUUGUUUGAUCUUUUCUGAUGCAGGACGAGACUGUUUAUCCGAAAUUAAAGCCUCUGUGAAUACAGCUUGUGUUCAGGUCUUCACCAUACCCAUAUCCUGUUUAUAUCUUAAAUAAUAAUCUAAGAUUAGUAAAUAUAAAAAAAUAUGCCAUAAACCAUGCAAUAUCUGGUCCAAUAUGCAACAUAUGCAAGUGUGAUGUAGAAGCUUGAAGCCCCUAAAAGUCCCCGUAAGCUGCCUCCCCCAACUUUCUUUUUAAUUAUUUUUUGGGAUAAAACUGUAAAAAUAAAGGAGUCAGUAUUUCUCCUUUAUUUAUUCAGCCCUUUAGUUACCCUACCAAACUGCUUAAGUAGGUAAGUAAUCAAGUAAUUUGCUUUUCUCUCCAUCACCAUAGGUCAUUGUC
This is a messenger RNA of Morone saxatilis (striped sea-bass), 2791 nucleotides long. RefSeq names its product calcium-activated potassium channel subunit beta-2 (gene s100p). Gene Ontology annotation, biological process: potassium ion transport; detection of calcium ion. Lineage: Eukaryota; Metazoa; Chordata; Actinopteri; Moronidae. Gene Ontology annotation, cellular component: membrane; voltage-gated potassium channel complex. Bases 59 to 760 code for a protein of 233 amino acids. The record is from RefSeq and is a predicted model, not a curated record. Gene Ontology annotation, molecular function: potassium channel regulator activity; calcium-activated potassium channel activity. The transcript is spliced from 4 exons.